This is a messenger RNA of Athene cunicularia (burrowing owl), 2354 nucleotides long. RefSeq names its product RNA 2',3'-cyclic phosphate and 5'-OH ligase (gene RTCB). The record is from RefSeq and is a predicted model, not a curated record. Gene Ontology annotation, molecular function: RNA ligase (ATP) activity. The coding region runs from base 80 to 1597 and encodes 505 amino acids. Gene Ontology annotation, biological process: tRNA splicing, via endonucleolytic cleavage and ligation. The transcript has 12 exons. NCBI's taxonomy places the organism in Eukaryota, Metazoa, Chordata, Aves, Strigiformes, Strigidae. Gene Ontology annotation, cellular component: tRNA-splicing ligase complex; nucleus.
CGCCGUCGGUUCUCGCCUUUGGCCAGACGUUGGCGGCUGCGCUAACGCCAAGUUGCGGACUAGGAGUGUCGUCGCCGCCAUGAGCCGCAGCUACAACGAUGAGCUGCAGUACCUGGAUAAGAUCGACAAGAACUGCUGGCGGAUCAAGAAGGGCUUCGUGCCGAACAUGCACGUGGAGGGCGUGUUCUACGUGAACGACCCCCUGGAGAAGCUGAUGUUCGAGGAGCUGCGCAACGCUUGCCGCGGCGGAGGUGCAGGUGGCUUUUUGCCUGCUAUGAAACAGAUUGGGAAUGUGGCAGCAUUACCUGGCAUUGUUCAUAGAUCAAUAGGCCUUCCAGAUGUCCAUUCUGGUUAUGGGUUUGCCAUUGGCAACAUGGCUGCCUUUGACAUGAGUGAUUCUGAAGCAGUAGUUUCACCAGGUGGUGUUGGAUUUGACAUCAACUGUGGUGUCCGCUUACUGCGUACAAAUUUGGAUGAAAAUGAUGUGCAGCCUGUGAAGGAACAGCUUGCCCAGGCUAUGUUUGACCACAUUCCUGUUGGCGUCGGCUCCAAAGGUGUAAUCCCCAUGAAUGCCAAGGAUUUGGAAGAGGCACUGGAAAUGGGUGUGGACUGGUCUCUCCGGGAAGGCUAUGCCUGGGCAGAGGACAAGGAGCACUGUGAGGAAUAUGGAAGAAUGCUGCAGGCUGACCCCAACAAGGUCUCCUCAAGAGCAAAGAAGAGGGGCCUGCCUCAGCUGGGGACCCUGGGAGCAGGAAAUCAUUAUGCUGAGAUCCAGGUGGUGGAUGACAUUUACAAUGAAUACGCUGCCAGGAAGAUGGGAAUCGACCACAAAGGGCAGGUGUGCGUGAUGAUCCACAGUGGCAGCAGAGGUCUGGGCCACCAAGUUGCCACAGAUGCAUUGGUGGCUAUGGAAAAAGCUAUGAAACGGGACAAAAUCAUAGUGAAUGAUCGCCAGCUGGCAUGUGCCAGGAUUGCCUCCACAGAGGGACAGGAUUAUUUGAAGGGAAUGGCAGCUGCUGGAAAUUAUGCAUGGGUCAACCGCUCUUCUAUGACUUUUCUAACAAGACAGGCCUUUGCCAAAGUCUUCAACACAACCCCAGAUGACCUUGAUAUGCAUGUUAUCUAUGAUGUGUCUCACAACAUUGCCAAAGUGGAGCAACAUGUAGUGGAUGGAAAGGAGAGGACUCUGCUGGUGCACAGAAAGGGAUCAACCAGGGCCUUUCCUCCUCACCAUCCUCUUAUUGCUGUUGAUUAUCAACUGACUGGACAGCCUGUUUUGAUCGGUGGGACUAUGGGCACCUGUAGUUACGUUCUUACUGGCACAGAGCAAGGCAUGACUGAGACCUUCGGAACUACUUGCCAUGGAGCUGGUCGUGCACUGUCUCGAGCCAAAUCUCGACGUAACUUGGACUUCCAGGAUGUAUUGGACAAGCUGGCUGACAUGGGCAUUGCCAUCCGUGUUGCUUCUCCCAAACUGGUCAUGGAAGAAGCACCAGAGUCUUACAAGAAUGUGACAGAUGUGGUUAACACCUGCCAUGCAGCUGGUAUCAGCAAGAAAGCCAUUAAACUGAGACCUAUUGCUGUUAUAAAAGGUUAGGAACUGACAAGGCAGCAGAAAUGCACGGACAUCUCCAAGCCUUACACAAAACUGACUAGAACCAUCACCUUUUCACACCUCUUGGACUCUGUAUGUUGCUCAGAGAUCACAUCCCUGUGCUGGAAACAUAACAGUUGAGGUUACCCCUAUUUUUAACAACUCCUAGGCAUAAUUAAUUCCCCCUUCUGCUUCUUCUGAUAGGCAGGGUAUGGUGCUUCUUGGGCAGGGCAAGGUUGCUCUCUUUGCAGAUACUGUUAUGCAUAGUCUGUACUGUUGCAUGCUCUAUGGCAGUUAGGUAAGAAAUCGAGUUGGGAGUGCUCUCCCACUUGCAUUGAGAGGGACUAGCUAGGCUUGAGACACAGCGCUCCCCUCUUUCCUCACCCUCUCCCAUUUAACACAGUACCAGGUGUACUUGGCUCAGCAUGGGUAGGUGUUCCACAGUGUUGUGGAAAUGGUAAUAGGACUGACUAUGUUGCUUUGAAAGGUUCUGUUUGCCUGGUAGAAGUUGUGACUUAACAAUUUAGAGAUAUGUUAAUCCCAACACUUUUCAAAGUCCUAAGCAUGUAAAAGUUGGAUUGGAUAAUAUUUCUAACUGUUUCCUGCAGCUUUGGUUUAAGUGAGUCCAAUUGUAGGGCCAGACGCAGUACGAUGUGACAUCUGAUGUUUCUUUUACAUUCAUUAACCAAGACUGGAGGGGAAGCUGACCAUCCCUACCAGGACAUUUUGGGAAUAACAAAUAAAAUGGGAAGAUGGACAC